AUGUCUGGCGACGAUAAACCACUACCCCGCGCACCAAUGCCGCGACGGCCAUCAUCCUUUGCACCAGAUGAAGCAGGCCCAGCCGACUACGAGGCGUCACCAGGAGAUGCGCCUCCACGAUAUUCCGAACAGGCUGCCGCCGCCGAGCGCAUUCUCAACGACGCAGCGGGGGCAACUGCGGACGGACGUAUCGACAUCAACCUCGACUCGAAGCUUUGCAGAACUCUCUCGAUUCUCGUCCCUCGAAGAGAGUCGGUCCAGCCGAGGACCGACCGGCCCAUCAGCGAACUCCCUCCUGCCUACACUGAGCAGGUCGAUUGGGGGAUUCGAUUGAAUAUCGUUAUCCAGGUUGUCGGCAGUCGAGGCGACGUACAGCCCUUCGUCGCCCUCGGCAACGAACUUCAGCGCCACGGCCACAGAGUUCGCCUCGCCACCCAUGACACCUUUGCCGACUUUGUACGGAAAUCUGGCUUGGAGUUCUACCCUAUCGGUGGAGAUCCGACAGAGCUCAUGGCCUACAUGGUCAAGAACCCCGGACUGAUGCCUUCUAUGAAGAGCCUGCGGGCUGGCGAUAUCCAAAAGAAGCGAACCAUGAUCGCUGAGAUGCUGGAAGGCUGCUGGAGGUCGUGUAUCGAACCGGACCCUCUGACGCAGCAGCCUUUCGUCGCUGAUGCGAUUAUUGCGAACCCGCCGAGCUUCGCUCAUGUCCAUUGCGCUCAAGCUCUCGGCGUGCCGCUGCACCUCAUGUUCACCAUGCCGUGGAGCAGCACGAAAGACUUUUGCCACCCACUGGCCAACAUCAACGUCAACAAUAGCAGCAUAUCACCAGCUGUUGCCAACCAGAUCUCAUACAUGGCGGUCGAGUGGAUGACUUGGCAGGGACUUGGCGACGUCAUUAAUGCGUGGAGGCAGACCUUGGACCUGGAGGAUGUUCCCUUCUCUGAAGGCGCUGGCCUGCUUGAAGCUCUGCAAAUUCCAUUCACGUAUUGCUGGUCCCCGGCCCUGAUCCCCAAGCCCCUAGACUGGCCGAACUACAUUGAUGUGUGUGGCUUCUUCUUCCGAGACGCUCCGCAUUACACUCCUGAGCCGGAACUCGACCAGUUUCUACGCAGUGGACCUGCGCCUGUUUACAUUGGCUUUGGCAGUAUUGUCAUUGACGACCCCGACAGACUGACGGCGAUAUUGGUGGAGGCCGUCAAGCAGACCGGUGUGCGUGCCAUCAUCUCGAGGGGUUGGAGCAAGCUCGGCGCCAACCAGCCCGCCGAUAGCGACAUAUUCUACCUCGGCGACUGUCCUCACGAGUGGCUGUUCCAGCAUGUCACAGCCGUGGUGCACCACGGUGGAGCUGGUACCACGGCGUGCGGUUUGCUCAACGGGAAACCAACGGCUAUCGUGCCGUUUUUCGGCGACCAACCCUUUUGGGGCACCAUGGUCAACGCCGCUGGCGCGGGGCCGAUGCCCAUCCCGCAAAGACAGCUCAACGCUCAAAACCUCGCCAGCGCUAUCAAUGAUUGCUUGACGCCCGGCGCGCAGGCGGCUGCCCAGGUCAUGGCCGACAAGAUGCGCCAGGAGAACGGCGUGCGACAAGCCGUCAAUUCCUUCCACGCCAAUCUUCCUCUGGACAACAUGCGAUGCGACAUGUUGCCCGAGUUCGCCGCUGCUUGGUCCUAUAAGAAAGACGCGCAGUAUAUGAAACUCUCCAAAGCCGCCGCGGAGAUCCUGACCGACAGCAAGAGGAUCAAGUGGGCUGAUCUCACACGCUACGAGCCUCGCCCCAUUGAUAUUCAGCACCGAAGGUGGGACCCAGUUACAGCCGUCACGUCAUCAGCAAUCAAAAUGUAUGCCGGCAUGGCGACCUCGGCGGCAGACAUCGUCGUCAAGCCCGUACAGGCGUUCACCUCAGACCGACCCGGCAGCAAGCGAUCGAGCAGAGAGCCGAGUCCGCACCCUGCGGACGAUCCGUACGGCAGACCUGCUGGCCUUGAUGUGCCCACAAACAACGCCGAAGGCAAGAAGCCAGAAAGGAGUCGUGCCGAGGCUGCACUUGCUGGCUCAGCCGGUGGUGUUGGCGGCUUCUUCAAGUCCUUUACGAAGGGCAUCUAUCUCGACAUACCGCACGCACUCGAGGAGGGUAUGCGCGUCGCGCCACGUCUGUACGGCGGCGAAGUCUAUGACCCAGGCGCCGUGACGGACUGGAAGUCAGGCGGCAUCGCGGCGGGCAAGAACUUCAGUCACGGCAUCGUCGAGGGCAUUGGCGGCCUCGUCAUGUCACCUGUGCGGGGUGCGAAGAAGGAAGGCGCCGUAGGUGCUGCCAAGGGCGUGGGUAUUGGCGUGUUGAACCUAGGGACCAAGGUGUCGUCGGGCGCGUUAGGUCUGCUCACAUUUACGAGUCAGGGUGCGUACAAGAGUGUGCGGGCGUCGAUGAGGAGGGAUACCAGGAGGACGAUCAAGCAAGCGAGGCAGACGGAGGGUGAAGCUAUCAUGCGGGAGGGCAAACAGGUUCCUGACGCGGGAGCCGUGCUUAGGGCCUUUGAGCGACUCGCACUGCAGGCUCCGGGGGCGAAGGGGAAGCAUUGGACAGAUAUUAUGGCACCGAAAUGA
Verticillium nonalfalfae is the source of this 2601-nucleotide messenger RNA. RefSeq lists its product as uncharacterized. Gene Ontology annotation, biological process: carbohydrate metabolic process. The transcript is spliced from 6 exons. The record is from RefSeq and is a predicted model, not a curated record. Bases 1 to 2601 code for a protein of 866 amino acids. Gene Ontology annotation, molecular function: hexosyltransferase activity; UDP-glycosyltransferase activity. Lineage: Eukaryota; Fungi; Ascomycota; Sordariomycetes; Glomerellales; Plectosphaerellaceae.